ACCUAAGUGAUCUAGUACGUUGAUACAUGUUAUGAGCUUGUACGUAUGUUUAUGUGUUUAAUUGUGUAAGAGGAACGUGUGUGUGUGUGUUCAGUAAUGUUCGUGUUCUCGUAGUACACUGGCAUGGCUAUUCACAUGUGGUCCUUUGACCGGCCGGCUCCGUUGUCACGUGUUUCUUGGUACUGGUUCGAGGCUGUGUUGAUCAUCGUAGUAUUGUUUUCACCGUGUACAUCUCCAGUCAACGGCCAGUGCAUUGAAAAGAUUUGUAACGAUGUAGAUCCCAAUAAGUUGAAUGUCCAUCUAAUAGCGCACACGCAUGACGAUGUUGGAUGGCUUAAAACUAUAGAUCAAUAUUAUUAUGGAAGUAAUAAAGUCCAUGCACCAUUCGGAGUACAAUAUAUUUUGGAUUCUGUAAUAUCUGAAUUAUUGAAAAAUAAAAAUCGUCGAUUUGUGUUUGUGGAAACGGCAUUUUUAUGGCGUUGGUGGGAAGAACAGGAUGAAUGGAAUAGAAACACACUGAAGUCUCUAAUAAAAGAAGGACGAAUGCAGUUGUUACAUGGUGGCUGGGUAAUGAGUGAUGAAGCGUUACCUCAUUAUUCUGCGCUCAUUGAUCAAAUGACGUUGGGUCUUAAGUUUCUCAACGACACAUUUGGAGAGUGUGCAAGACCUCGAGUGGCCUGGCAAAUAGAUCCAUUUGGACAUUCAAGUGAGGUAGCAGCUGAAUUUGCACAAAUGGGAUUUGAUGGUUUAAUCGUAGGUAGAAUUGAUCACGAGGACAUUGCAGUUAGGAAGUCUGAGAAGAAAAUGGAAAUGUUAUGGAGGCCAGAUGUAAAUAUUGGAAAAGAUGGCGAACUAUUUACAAGUAUUUUAUAUAACUUAUACGUGGCACCAGAAGGAUUCUGCUUCGACGCAUAUAUGUGCAAUGACGACCCAAUUUCAGACAACCCAAAACUUCACGGCUAUAACGUGAAUGCAAAAGUAGAAAACUUUGUAAAUCACGUACUAAAAUAUGCAGCAGCUUAUAAAACGAAUAAUAUAAUGAUGCCGAUGGGAGGUGAUUUCACUUAUUCAGUUGCAUCAGCUUGGUUUCGAAACAUGGAUAAAUUAAUAAAAUACGUUAAUACAAUGAAACCUGAUAUAAAUGUAUUGUAUUCGACGCCUGAGUGUUAUUUAAGAGCUUUACAAAACAUUGAAAAUGUCACAUGGCCGCUUAAAGAUAUUGAUGAUUUUUUCCCUUACGCUCACGAUGAACAUUCGUAUUGGACAGGAUAUUACACUUCUCGAUCAAAUUUGAAAUUUAUGAUUUCUAAGGCAAACAACUUGUUACAGGUGAUAAAACAAUUUAGUUCCGUAUUAACACAAGAGCAUGAAGAACAAGUUCAAAAGCUUUCUAUGGUCGUAGCUCAAUCGCAACAUCAUGACUCAAUCACCGGGACAGAAAAACAACAUGUGACAGACGACUAUGCACUGUACUUGGAUGAGGGCAUAACCGAUUCUCAAAAAGUAGUAACCGCUACUUACAGGAAAUGGUUUGGUAACGAAUACCCUGAACAACGUUAUUGUAAAUGGCUCAAUGUCAGCGAUUGUGAAGUAUCUGAAAGUAGCUCUAGAUUUGUUGUUACUCUAUACAAUCCAUUAUCACAUAACAUUUCUUUGCCAAUCCGAAUACCAGUUAAAUACGCCAAAUAUAAAAUCACCGGGCAAAAUGAUGUUAACAUCGAGCAUGAAUUAGUAGUAUCACCCGGACAAAUUUUCCGAGCUGCUGGUCGUACUUCAAAUACCACACAUGAGUUGGUUUUUUUUGCUAAAGAAGUCCCACCAUUAGGCGUCAAAAGUUAUCACAUAGAAAAGCUCAAUGAUUUGAACACUCCACCAUUACCGAAGCCUUACAACUCCUCGGAAUCAGUGACUAUUAGCAAUGGGAAAUUAACCGUAAGUUUCAACGGUACUACUGGACUUAUAGAACGUAUAGAGAAAAAUGGCGUCAAUCAUACUUUUCAGCAAAAUUUUUUUUAUUAUGAAGCAAUGAAAGGCUACAACUAUAAUGCUGAUAAUCGUGCAAGCGGGGCAUAUAUCUUUAGGCCUGCUAAAAACCAGGCCACAGCUGUUUCCAAUAAACUUGCAUUGACUAUUCAUAAAGGAAGAUAUGUUAGUGAAGUACACCAGACAAUCAGUCCAUGGUUAAGUCAAGUUGUUCGUAUUUAUGACCAAGAAGAAUCGAUCGAAUUCGAAUGGUUUGUUGGGCCAAUACCAAUCAGUGAUGAUAUGGUUGGGAAAGAAGUGAUCACGAGAUAUUCUACUAAAAUCGCAUCUAAUGGUACGUUUUACACUGAUUCUAAUGGUAGAAGAUGGAUGAAAAGGAAAUUAAAUCAUCGUUCCUCAUGGAAUUUAACUUUAACUGAACCAGUAUCUUCAAACUAUUACCCCGUGUCAACAAGUAUAGCAAUAAGAGACUCAUUUUAUCAAGCAACAAUUAUAACUGACCGAGCUCAAGGUGGAACCAGUUUAGAAAAUGGAACAAUCGAACUCAUGCUUCAUCGUCGAUUAUGGUACGACGACAGUCAAGGAGUUAGUGAGCCGUUGGAUGAGAAUCAAUUCGGAGAAGGAAUGGUAUCAAGAGGAAAACACAUUUUACAUUUCAAUGAACUCGACAAAGCUGCUAAAGUACACAGGCUCUCUGCACUCCAUACAGUGUUGCAACCUGUUCUAUCAUUUGCUUCGACAUCUUUGCCAUCAAAUGAAUGGAAUGCAAAAUUCAAUACCUCAAUUAGUUUAUUGAAUACUUCCUUACCUAUUAACAUCCAUAUAUUAAGUUUGGAACAUUGGAGGAAAAACCAAUUGCUAUUGAGAUUAGAACAUAUUUUUGAAAAAGAUGAAGACAGGUUUCUAUCAUUACCCGAAAAUGUUAAAAUUCAAAGUUUGUUCAAACAUUUAAACGUCGUAGACUAUAAAGAAUUGACACUUGGAGCAAACAUUGCUAAAGAAGCUCUAGAUCGAUUUACUUGGAAUCGUAAUGAUAAAACACAACUAUCAACUCCAGAUUCAGACUCAUUAGACAUUCUACUAACACCAAUGGCCAUAAAAACUUAUUUACUGACAGUAAAAGCUCAUUAAUGUACAUAAAUAUUUAUUUUUUAAUAACUAAACUAUUAUAAAAGAUCAACAGUACAUAAAUAAUCAUUAAAAUCUAUAAAGUUAGUAUAUAUUUUAGAAAAAAUAUUUAAAGAACUAAUCAUUAACAUUAUACUUUCAUUAUAAUUCAUUUUUAUAAAAGAUUGAUCGAAAAAAAAAUAGAUAAAGCAAAGCGUACAAAUAUUAUUAAAAUUUUAGUGUUAGUAUCAUUGUAAUAUCAUUAAAACCUUGAAGCCUGCAUUUUUUUAAAGUUAGAACUUAUUACAAUUUGUUAGAAAUUUCAUUGUCUAUUUUACAAUUUUUCAAAACUCAAAAGAUACAAACAAUUUUAAAAUAAAAUUUUUGUU
This is a messenger RNA of Daktulosphaira vitifoliae (grape phylloxera), 3479 nucleotides long. Its product is annotated as lysosomal alpha-mannosidase-like. Bases 124 to 3114 code for a protein of 996 amino acids. Gene Ontology annotation, molecular function: carbohydrate binding; alpha-mannosidase activity. Gene Ontology annotation, biological process: mannose metabolic process. The record is from RefSeq and is a predicted model, not a curated record. The transcript is spliced from 17 exons. Gene Ontology annotation, cellular component: lysosome. Lineage: Eukaryota; Metazoa; Arthropoda; Insecta; Hemiptera; Phylloxeridae.